Messenger RNA from Amorphotheca resinae ATCC 22711, 2160 nucleotides. RefSeq lists its product as hypothetical. The coding region runs from base 1 to 2160 and encodes 719 amino acids. Lineage: Eukaryota; Fungi; Ascomycota; Leotiomycetes; Helotiales; Amorphothecaceae. Gene Ontology annotation, cellular component: Golgi membrane. The transcript is spliced from 6 exons. Gene Ontology annotation, biological process: protein palmitoylation. The record is from RefSeq and is a predicted model, not a curated record. Gene Ontology annotation, molecular function: protein binding; palmitoyltransferase activity.
AUGAUCCCGAAUGGAAAGACGACGGCUGCAGCGCCAAAGCUGAGCGAUGAUGACCAUGUCGAAUUGGCAGAAAUACCUCCAUCCGGGCCACCGCCAGAGGAGGAUAUCAUGCAGCUUGCUCGUGUGGGCGACAUCGCUGGCAUAGAGAGGCUGUAUGCUCUUGGAAAAUUCGAUGCUCAGUAUUGCGACGAAGAAGGGAUAACCCCAUUACAUUGGGCCGCUAUCAACAACCAAUAUGCGAUGUGCGACUUUCUUCUGAGAGCAGGGGCCGAUGUGAACAAAAAGGGAGGAGAGUCGGUUGCUACUCCUAUAAUGUGGGCUGCGCAGAGAUGCCAUUACUAUACCGUUAACCUUCUGAUCCAACAUGGCGCCGAUUUGCUCUUGACGGAUGUCCAAGGCUACAAUAUCCUUCACCUCGCGACUUUCGAAGGCAAUAUCUUCCUCCUUGUUCUUCUACUUCACCAGAAUGUAUCAGUCGAUAUCACAGAUAGCCAUGGGCAUACAUGUCUGAUGUGGGCUGCAUAUAAAGGUUUCCCUGCCUGUGUGGACCUUUUUCUGAGAUGGGGCGCAGAUGUCCAUGCUACAGACGAGACAGGAUUUACGGCACUACAUUGGGCUCUUGUAAAGGGGUCGCAAGGCUGCAUACAGAAAUUGAUCGAAUAUGGUGCUGAUCGAUUUGCCGAAACUUCCAACGGGAAGACCCCAGCUAUAACUGCAGAGGAAAUGAGAACAGAGAGAAUAUGGCACAGGGCGUUGAAAGAAUGCGGCUAUGAUGAGGACGGGAUGCCAAUAGUCCCUAGUAUUCCACUGGCGUCGCGGCUGUUAAAAGACAAGCGGGGCUUUAUGACCAAGUUCUACUUCCUUUGGCCACUUUUUAUCAUCUGGGUCAUGAUCAUGAUUGUCAGUCAUAUGGUUAUUUUUGCUGGAGUACCUCUUGCCUUGUUUGCAGGUUAUUCUCUUCAGUGGGUUGCUCAACAAGCUAUCGAGUAUGCUCCAUCCGAUAUGAAACAUCUACACAAUACGCCUUGGCUUGCAGGAAUAUUUGCGGGAACCUUGUUUCUCGUGGAAGUUCGUUACCUAACCCACAUCCUUCCAGUGACCUUUUCAUCACACAUUAUCUCCAAUAUUGCCUUUUCUGUACUUUGCAGCCUCUGUACUUACUUCUACUUUUGUACGAUGUUUUACGAACCUGGUUAUGUCCCAAAGCUCGGGGGCUUAUCCGAGCAGAAAGCAGUGAUCGAUGAGCUCCUGAGUCUCUGGAAGUUUGACGACCAAAACUUUUGUGUGCCAUGCAUGGUUCGCAUGCCGUUGAGAAGCAAGCAUUGCAAGAAGUGUAAGCGCUGUGUAGCAAAGCAUGAUCAUCACUGUCCUUGGGUCUACAAUUGUAUUGGUGUUAACAAUCACCGCCACUUUUUUCUCUACCUAGUGACUCUAGCAACCGGGCUUAUUGUCCUUGUGAGGUUAACCAUAUCAUACUAUGAGGUGCUUGGAGAAAAAGGCAGCAACGAAUGCAAUAUCUUGGCAGAGGGCUUGUGUCGCAUUGUGAAUGCGGACCCUUUCACUCUCGUCCUAGUGAUAUGGUCAACUUUGCAACUGACAUGGGUCACUAUGCUGCUCUUUGUGCAGCUAGUUCAGAUUUCGAGGGCAAUGACAACGUGGGAGAAUAUGCGGGCAAGUCAUGGCCAUGGCGGCAAAGUUUCGCAAUCGAUCACAUCAGCCCUCACAACUGGUACAACAUCCCGAGCUGGAGCUCAGCUUGGAGACAGUGGCCUUGGACCCGAUCCAGCACUGCCACCCACUCAUGCGCCUGGCGGCCACGGACAUCACCACCACCAUCAUAGGGGGGGUUGUUUUGCACAAUGGAAGAGGAUCCUCGGUGUUGAUACCUUCGUCGAGACCGCAAAGAACGGGUAUGAGGGGAAUCGGAAUCGGUCACGCCGCAACCAAAACCCCUUUUCGGCGGGUUGUGUCCAGAACUGUAAGGAUUUCUGGUGCGAUCCAGCUCCGAUCUUUGGGAAGCGGGAAAAUGGUACAGCGUCCUUGAGGGGCGAGGUCGUGAACUAUACGACGAUGUAUGAAAAUCCAAGACUAACGAUGACGAUGGGUGGAGGUGAUACUGCGGGCACGUAUCACAGCGUGGCCGCUGAUGACUCUGUAUGA